Molecule: messenger RNA, 1185 nt
Organism: Purpureocillium takamizusanense
Lineage: Eukaryota; Fungi; Ascomycota; Sordariomycetes; Hypocreales; Ophiocordycipitaceae
Exons: 4
Coding region: 1-1185 (394 amino acids)
Biological process (GO): proteolysis
Molecular function (GO): serine-type endopeptidase activity
Source: RefSeq, a predicted model, not a curated record
AUGCGUCUGUCUGUUGCCGUGUCCGUUCUGCCUCUUGUGGCGGCCGUUCCAACUCAGCGAAGGACGGAGCCUGCCCCGUUGCACAUAAGUAACGCCAAUAAUCUGAUUGCGGACAAAUACAUCGUCAAGUUCAAGAAGGAAAGCUCACUGGACAUACUGCAUGAUGCCGUCAAGGAACUGGCGUCGGAGCCUAACCAAGUCUUCGAGAACGCCUUUCCUGGCUUUGUGGGCGAGCUAGAUAAAGCUGCCCUUGAGUCCCUUCGGUUCCAUCCCGAUGUCGAUUACAUUGAGCAGGACAGCGUAGUUCACGCCAGUGGCUUCGUGGCACAAAACAACGCGCCCUGGGGUCUGAGCAGGAUUUCGCACCGUCGCCCAGGAUCGGGACAGUACGUCUACGAUGACAGCGCCGGCCAGGGAACUUGCGCGUACAUUGUCGACUCGGGACUCGACGGGUCACAUCCCGAAUUCGAAGGCCGUGCCAGACUGGUUCGAUCUUUCGUGCCCAACUCUCAGGCUGACACCUGUGGGCAUGGCACUCACGUCGCCGGCACCAUUGGCAGCCGAAGCUACGGCGUGGCCAAGAAGACGCAACUGUACGGCAUCAAGGUGCUUGAUCAAGACCCCGCCAGCGGCCGGUGCACGGGAUCUACCUCCGGCAUCAUCUCCGGGAUAGAAUACGUUGCAACCGAUGCGAGACAGCGAAACUGCCCGAAUGGAGUCGUGGUGAACAUGAGUCUCGGCGGUAGCUAUUCCCAGGCACUCAACGAUGCUGCGGACGCUCUCACCCAGGAGGGUUUCUUCGUUGCCGUAGCCGCUGGAAACGACAACAUUGAUGCCUCGAGCGUCUCGCCAGCUUCGGCUCAGUAUGUCUGCACGGUCGGUGGCACUGCGAGAAAUGACUAUCGGUACUCUGGCAGCAACUGGGGCUCGGUCGUCAACAUCCUCGGCCCCGCUGUUGAUGUCUAUUCCACCCUACCGGGUGGCGGAGCCGGUUUCAUGACGGGAACAUCGAUGGCUAGUCCCCAUAUUGCCGGACUCGCCGCAUAUCUUGCCACCGUUGAAGGCCGACGCGCGUCUCCAGAUCUCUGCCAGCGCAUGCAGGAACUGGCUACAAAUGGUGCCAUUGCUGACCAGCCUUGGAAUACUGUCAACCUUCUCGCCUUCAAUGGAAAUCCAUCUGGUUGA